AUGGAAAGAGCUCAGGAUCCACAUCAAAUGGUAUUAGAGCUGUCGAGGUUAAUAUUCCAAUGCAAAUGGAAUCGAAGCUCGUGGGCCCCAAUAAGAUGUUUGGGGCCUGAGCUCUCCGGUCUUCGUGAGCGUUUGCGAAAGAAGAAACGACUAAAGCCACCUCUCGUGGUACUAGUUGUAGCGAUCAGUAUUCUCCUGGGAUCUAGUUUUCUCUUGGCUGCCUUCAUAUGUUAUCGACGGAGGCGAAAGCUCAGACUUCAAGCGCAAAGAGAAACCAGUCAGGAAGUACUACUGUUUGAGUUGGGUAGAAAUAUAGCAGCUGCCAACAAAUUUAGAGAUGCAAAUAACCUCAGAAGAAAUGGGACUAAUGAUUCGGAUUUGAAAUUAUUCAGUUUUGCCACCAUAUCAGCUGCUACAGAUAAUUUCUCUGCGGCAAAUGAGCUGGGUCAGGGCGGAUUUGGCCCUGUUUACAAGGGGAAGCUAUUGGGGGGACAAGAAAUAGCAGUAAAAAGACUUUCAAGAAGUUCAGGACAAGGACUUGAAGAAUUCAAAAACGAGAUUAUACUAAUUGCGAAACUACAACAUAUGAAUCUUGUUAGACUCUUUGGUUGCAGUAUUGAAAGAGAUGAAAAGAUACUGAUCUAUGAGUAUAUGCCUAAUAAAAGCUUGGAUUCCUUCCUCUUUGGUUUGUCACAUUAA
Magnolia sinica is the source of this 699-nucleotide messenger RNA. RefSeq names its product G-type lectin S-receptor-like serine/threonine-protein kinase At1g67520. The record is from RefSeq and is a predicted model, not a curated record. Gene Ontology annotation, molecular function: ATP binding; protein kinase activity. The coding region runs from base 1 to 699 and encodes 232 amino acids. Lineage: Eukaryota; Viridiplantae; Streptophyta; Magnoliopsida; Magnoliales; Magnoliaceae. The transcript has 4 exons. Gene Ontology annotation, biological process: protein phosphorylation.